Solea solea (common sole) is the source of this 5957-nucleotide messenger RNA. RefSeq names its product MIB E3 ubiquitin protein ligase 1 (gene mib1). The coding region runs from base 683 to 3814 and encodes 1043 amino acids. NCBI's taxonomy places the organism in Eukaryota, Metazoa, Chordata, Actinopteri, Pleuronectiformes, Soleidae. The record is from RefSeq and is a predicted model, not a curated record. Gene Ontology annotation, biological process: protein ubiquitination. The transcript is spliced from 22 exons. Gene Ontology annotation, cellular component: cytoplasm. Gene Ontology annotation, molecular function: zinc ion binding; protein binding; ubiquitin-protein transferase activity.
UCGGGCUUUUCCGUUUUCCUCCGUAGCUAGUUGUUGCUCGUCUGAGAUCUGAACGAUGAUUGACAAUAAUGGCGACGCGUUCAUCCUAAGUUGACUCCAGGGAACCAUCUCUGGUUGACAAAGUGAACGUCUUGGAUGGAUCGUUCGUGCCAAACACUACACCAUUAAGGAUAAACAGCCACAAACGGAUUACUUUGAUCUCAGCGACAAAGACUUGCUAGCCCAGAUAGGUUUAUCCUGCUAGCACUGCGAUAGUUAGCAACUCGUAUUGCUAGCCUGCUAAGUUGAAGAGGAGGUAUUCUUCUGUGUGGAGUGGAGGAGAGGGACAGGGAGCUUGCUAAGUAGCACGGUCUAGCUAACCCAUAUAUGUAACAACUAAAUGGGUGUUUGUGACAUUUAGUUUCGUAUUAUCGAAGGCAACACCGAUGUGGCACUGGCUUGCAACGUUAACGUUAGCUUGUGGGAGAAGUUGAGUUGUCCAACAGUAUCCUUAGGUUGCUAACUAAGGCAGCAGCAGGCUAGCUUUGUGGAUUGUUCCAGUCUCUUUCCUGUCUGGACUUGCUGCUACCACUUGCGUUUGGAAACUGUCCACCGUCGCACCGUUAACUAAGCUGGCUAGCAAACACUGCUAGCUCGCUACUUUUGUAAGAAUAACUGUGGCAUUGUCGAGAUCUCUUCGUAAAUGACCACCGGCAGGAAUAACCGGGCGAUGAUGGAAGGAGUCGGGGCGAGAGUGGUGCGCGGACCGGACUGGAAGUGGGGGAAGCAGGACGGAGGAGAGGGACAUGUUGGCACCGUCAGGAGUUUUGAAAGUCCAGAAGAGGUGGUUGUUGUCUGGGAUAAUGGGACGGCUGCUAACUACCGUUGUUCUGGAGCAUACGACGUGAGGAUAUUAGACAGUGCACCAACAGGCAUCAAGCACGAUGGAACCAUGUGUGACACCUGCCGUCAACAGCCCAUCAUUGGUAUUCGCUGGAAAUGUGCUGAGUGCACCAAUUACGACCUUUGCACAACCUGUUACCAUGGAGACAAGCAUCACCUGAGACAUCGGUUCUACCGGAUCACCACCCCUGGCAGUGAGAGAGUACUUUUGGAGUCACGGCGCAAGUCGAAGAAAAUCACUGCCCGAGGGAUCUUCACUGGUGGCCGGGUGGUGAGAGGAGUGGACUGGCAGUGGGAGGACCAGGACGGAGGCAAUGGGAGAAGGGGAAAGGUGACAGAGAUCCAGGACUGGAGUGCAGCCAGUCCUCACAGUGCUGCCUACGUUCUGUGGGACAAUGGGGCCAAGAACCUGUACCGUGUUGGCUUUGAGGGAAUGUCGGAUCUGAAAUGUGUCCAAGACGCAAAAGGAGGCUCAUUUUACAGAGACCACUGUCCUGUUUUAGGUGAGCAGAAUGGCAACAGAAAUCCUGGAGGUCUACAGAUUGGAGAUCUGGUCAACAUCGACUUAGACCUUGAGAUUGUCCAGUCCCUCCAACAUGGCCACGGUGGGUGGACUGAUGGCAUGUUUGAGACUCUCACGACCACCGGCACAGUAUGUGGCAUCGAUGAGGAUCACGAUAUUGUGGUUCAGUACCCCAGUGGGAACAGAUGGACGUUCAAUCCAGCAGUGCUGACAAAGGCCAACGUAGUGCGCAGUGGUGAAGUUGCGGCCGGAGCAGAGGGAGGCACUUCCCAGUUCCUAGUGGGAGACCUGGUCCAGAUUUGCUACGACAUCGAUCGCAUCAAGCUGCUGCAGAGAGGCCACGGAGAGUGGGCUGAAGCCAUGCUGCCUACCUUAGGCAAGGUGGGUCGUGUGCAGCAAAUCUACUCUGAUAGUGACCUGAAGGUCGAGGUUUGUGGAACUUCUUGGACGUACAAUCCUGCUGCUGUCACUAAGAUUGCCCCCUCUGGCUCAGCUGUCAGCAACGCCUCUGGAGAGCGUCUGUCUCAGUUGCUGAAGAAACUGUUUGAGACGCAGGAGUCUGGAGACAUCAAUGAGGAGCUUGUCAAGGCGGCAGCCAAUGGGGACCUGGCCAAGGUGGAAGACAUUCUUAAGAGACCGGAUGUGGAUGUGAAUGGACAGUGUGCUGGACACACUGCUAUGCAGGCAGCCAGUCAGAACGGUCACGUGGAUGUCCUAAAGUUGCUGCUUAAACACAGUGUGGACCUGGAAGCUGAGGACAAAGACGGAGACCGUGCGGUGCACCACGCAGCCUUUGGUGAUGAGGGCUCUGUCAUUGAGGUGCUGCAGAGGGGCGGUGCCGACUUGAAUGCCAGGAACAAGCGAAGGCAGACUCCGUUACACAUAGCUGUCAACAAAGGCCACUUGCAGGUGGUCAAAACCCUGCUGGACUUUGGAUGCCACCCCAGCCUCCAGGAUUCAGAGGGAGACACGCCCCUGCAUGAUGCCAUAAGCAAGAAGAGAGAUGACAUGCUAUCGGUGCUGCUGGAGGCCGGUGCUGACGUCACCAUCACUAACAAUAACGGGUUCAAUGCCUUACAUCACGCAGCACUACGUGGGAACCCCAGUGCCAUGCGUGUGUUGCUAUCCAAACUGCCGAGGCCUUGGAUUGUAGAUGAGAAGAAGGACGAUGGUUACACCGCACUGCACCUGGCCGCCCUCAAUAACCACGUGGAGGUGGCGGAGCUGUUAGUGCACCAGGGUAGCGCCAGCUUAGACAUCCAGAAUGUCAACCAGCAGACAGCAUUACACCUGGCAGUGGAACGCCAACACACCCAGAUAGUACGGCUGCUGGUGCGAGCAGAAGCCAAGCUGGAUGUGCAGGACAAGGAUGGGGACACACCACUUCACGAGGCACUGCGUCACCACACACUGUCCCAAUUGCGACAGCUCCAAGAUAUGCAGGAUGUCAGCAAAGUGGAGCCGUGGGAACCCUCAAAGAACACGUUAAUCAUGGGCCUGGGCACCCAGGGGGCAGAGAAGAAGAGUGCAGCAUCCAUCGCCUGCUUCCUGGCAGCUAAUGGAGCAGACCUGACCAUUCGUAACAAGAAGGGCCAGUCCCCUCUAGACCUGUGUCCUGACCCCAGCCUCUGCAAAGCUCUUGCCAAAUGUCACAAAGAAAAGAGCAGUGUCCAGGUGGGCACCCGCAGCCCGUCUCUGAACAGCAACAUCGAGUCACUGGAGGAGUGUAUGGUGUGUUCUGACAUGAAGAGAGACACGCUGUUCGGACCGUGCGGACACAUCGCCACCUGCUCUCUCUGCUCCCCGCGUGUCAAAAAGUGUCUCAUCUGCAAGGAUCAGGUCCAGUCAAGAACCAAGAUUGAGGAGUGUGUAGUCUGCUCUGACAAAAAGGCAGCCGUCUUGUUCCAGCCCUGUGGCCACAUGUGCGCUUGUGAGAACUGUGCCAGCCUCAUGAAGAAAUGCGUACAGUGUCGGGCUGUAGUAGAACGCCGCACUCCCUUCGUUCUGUGCUGUGGAGGGAAAGGUAUGGAGGAUGAUGCCGCUGAUGAUGAUGAUGAUGAUGAUGAUGAUGAUGAUGAUGAUGAUGAUGACCUUACAGGGAGCUCUAACACUUUGGCAGGGGGGUCGCAGGAGCUUCUCCAGCCCAACAAUCUGGCACUAAGUUGGUCCAGUGGAAACAUCCCUGCCCUGCAGAGAGACAAGGACAACACCAACGUCAACGCUGACGUACAGAAGCUGCAGCAGCAGCUCCAAGACAUUAAGGAGCAGACCAUGUGUCCAGUGUGUCUGGACCGACUGAAGAACAUGAUUUUCAUGUGCGGCCACGGCACCUGCCAGCUGUGCGGGGACCGGAUGAGCGAGUGCCCCAUCUGCCGCAAGGCCAUCGAGCGCCGCAUCCUCCUCUAUUAGAUCCCCGCGCAGACUCUCUCACACUUCUCUUAAAGUUCACAGCAACCACACUUGCAAAGCUGCAACCACACCUGCCGCUACUGCUGCUGCUCCCGCUGCCGCCACCGCUGCUCCUCGACCAUCGUCAUGGCGCCCGAGUCAGCCAGCUAAGAACGUCCACAAAUGUCUUAGUCUACACUACAAGUUCUCUCUUAAUGGCUUAUGUUCACACGGAAUUUCUGUUACGAAACACUUCAUCACUUCUGCUAUGGUUUCCUUCCCGCGUGUCACUUUUUCCCCCCCCCCCUCUCAUCGCUGCUCUCUUACUCUUUCUUACCCUCCACUUGUCAUCCCUUACUUUGUUAUUACUUGAUGUGUAAAGCUUCUUUUCUGUGUUGAAAUAUUCAGACUCUUUGAUAUGAACUGAAGGGAGUCGGUCCUGUGCCGGGAUCUGACCCUGAACAACUCUUGAGCACCAGAGUGAAUUCACAAGCGUAGAAAUGGUAAUGUCGGUCUGUUACCUUUGGUGUAAUGUUCUCGUCGAUUUGUCCCUCUUAACGCCAGCUGGAGCAAAGUUUUAUUGUAUUUGUAAACCUUUUCUUCAAGGGUAUUGCUAUCAGACGCUCCUGAUGUGGAUUUUAAGUCAUUACAUUUUCAUGUCAGUAUGACAGCUUUGUGACACAGUUUUCGCCGUUUAAAGGGUUCAGCUGUUUGUUUUUAAGAUUCAUGUCUGUGUUCAGUUUGGCUGUUGUGACACUGUGUGCUGACGCCGUGCAGCCAUGCCGUUCUCGCAUCCGAUGACCACGCGUUGGCGGUUUUGCACUAGAAAAGCUGAAUCAGGGUAAAAAAAAGCAGUUUUUUCCACACUCACUUUCGGAGGUCCGCGUCUGUGCUCGGUGGUAAAACACGGAGCAGUCUGGCGGUCAGGUAGCACGCCACACCCCACUCUGUGUUUACCAAGCUGUAAGAAGAAUGACCGGCGAUGUCGCAACACCCCUUUUUGCUGCCCAUUCAGGAGCCACCGUGUUGGGUUUCAAGACAAACACGCGAGCGUAUUCAGCUUCUGUCCCUUGUUGUACACACAAAUCCACACGAUGCAAGCUUUUCCUGACACGUGCGUCACUUGUCAGUUGUUCUUGUGAAACUGUGUUGAGACCCGGUGUUAUUGUCUGACAAAAAAAAUAAAUAAAAUUCAAUGAGCAUUGCUAAUUAACCAUUGAUUACUAUGUGCCAUUUGCUUCCACAAAUCUACUGGUAAAACAACUUGUAUGGGGAUAAGGAGCUCUUUAUCAUAUAUCUUUUCUAGCUUCUUUUUUUUAAUUUAUGUGCAUUCCCUUUCCCUCAAAUCAACAUUUACUCGGCCACAAAGUACAAUCUGAUGAAAAUGUUGUAAAUUAUUUUGUAUUGCUGCCCAAAAAUAGGAUCUCUAGGUAUCACUGCCUUCCUGAUAUGUAGCCUCAAAAUCUUUCAAACAUUCUGCUUUGAUAUUAAUGUUGAGAUAUGUUUGUGAUGCGUUCUGUUGUUCUCUCUUUCUUUGUGUCUUUGCUUUUUUUUGUCGGCGGUAGCUUUUGUAGAUAGAAAGAUAGAAGCAUUUUACUCUGUAAGGCUAACUUGUUUGUGUGGAACAGAAACAAAAGACUUUUCUGUUGUCUUGACGCGUCGAGUAUCUUGUCACCAGUAUUUUUUUUUCGUUUGGAUGAAAGCUCAUGAUUUUUCUAAAGACAGAAAAUUGCCUUUGCUCUUUUAAAAGGCAGUUGCCCAUGUGGAGGUUGUCUUGCUUGCUCCGCUGAAUGGGAAUUUGCAUCCGCAGGCAUUUUUAUCCCUUUCUCUCUCUUUUUAGGACUGAAAGCUACUUUUUUCUUGAGUACAGUUUUUCUUUCUUUUCACUGAUAACACUUUAAGCUAGAAGCACUAAUUUGCUUAAUGGUAGUGUUGUCUUGUUAUGGUUGUUAUGGGAAAAAAAGAAAAAAGAAGCAUAUUUUGUAUUUUACUUUCCAUCCCUGUAAUUGUCCUGUUGGAAAACCGUAUCCGUGGUAUUUUCUUUGGCAUGAAUGUUUGACAUAUGCAGUACGACAUGUAUCAUGAAAACAGUUCGGUCUGUAUUGCUAAUAAGUGCUUUUAAAAACAACUGUAUAGCUGGAAUAAAGCUCUAAAUGAACCAUGA